UCUCUCUGUAGAUCUUGUUUCCAUGCUUGGGAUGCAAUGGCGAUUGCAGCAGUGGUUGUUCUGCCGUUGGGCCUGCUCUUCCUUCUCUCAGGGCUCGUCGUCAACUUCAUUCAGGCAGUUUGCUUCGUCCUGUUUCGUCCAUUUUCGCAGAGUUUAUACAGAAGGAUCAACAGGGUAGUCAUAGAGUUACUGUGGUUGCAAAUUGUAUGGCUUUUUGAUUGGUGGGCUAACAUGAAGGUGGAGCUGUACACAGAUUCAGAAACUUUUCAGUUUGUGGGUAAAGAACAUGCACUCCUCAUUCCUAAUCACCGAAGUGACAUUGACUGGCUUGUUGGGUGGGUCUUAGCUGAGCGUGCAGGUUGUCUUGGUAGCACAGUGGCUAUAAUGAAGAAAUCAUCAAAAUAUCUCCCAGUUUUAGGUUGGUCAAUGUGGUUUUCUGAUUAUGUCUUUUUGGAAAGAAAUUGGGCCAAAGACGAGGAGACAUUGAAGUCUGGUUUUCAACAUCUAAAGAACUUCCCUCAGCCUUUAUGGUUGGCUCUUUUUGUGGAAGGGACUCGCUUUACACAGGAAAAGCUUUUGGCAGCUCAAGAGUAUGCUGUCUCAGCUGGGCUUCCUGUUCCGAGGCAUGUUUUGGUUCCUCAUACCAAGGGUUUCGUUUCAGCAGUGAAUCAUUUACGUUCUUUUGUUCCAGCAAUUUAUGAUAUUACAGUUGCUAUCCCUAAAAAUGAGCCUCAGCCUACAAUGUUGAGAAUAUUCCGGGGGCGAUCUUCUGUGAUACAAGUGCAUGUCAAGCGGCAUCUUAUGGAGGAACUGCCGGAAACAAGUAGUGACAUUGCAGACUGGUGUAGAAAUAUGUUUGUGGCCAAGGAUGCUUUAUUGGAGCAACACCUCAUCAAGGGUACAUUUGCUGACAAAGAAUGUCAAGAGAUUGGUCGACCCAAAAAGUCUUUGUUCGUUGUUAUCUCUUGGUUAUGUCUCCUUCUAUAUGGAAGCUACAAUUUUUUUGAAUGGCUUUCGGUCCUGCCUUCAUGGGAAGUCCUUACACUUUGUAUAACUUUUCUCACAAUUGCCAUGAUCAUCAUGCACAUUCUGAUCGUGUUUUCCCAGUCCGAACAUUCUACCCCUCCUAAGGUACCUUCAAGAGAUCCAUUGAAGGAGAAUCUACUUCAGAACUGAGCAAAUGGUAAAACAACAUCACUUAUUUCCAGCUCAUGUAUGCUGGGUAGCUCCUUUCAGCAUCUGUAUCAAUCAUCAACACAACCAGUUCCCAUUAACAUUGUAAUCUAAGCGUACUCAUACAAAAGCACCAGGCUGCUUACUCUCUCUAUAGCCUUUUAUCCUUUGAUUCACAUUCCCACACGAGUUUUAGCUGUUGUAAUCCGUGAUUGGGCGUUGUAUUGUUGUUGUGCUUGUGUGCUAAGGCUUAUUCAAGUGUGCAUACAUCAUAUGUAUUUUCCAUGCAAAGUUUUGAUUCUUUUGAAUCUCUAUGGUAUAUG
Molecule: messenger RNA, 1496 nt
Organism: Diospyros lotus (date-plum)
Lineage: Eukaryota; Viridiplantae; Streptophyta; Magnoliopsida; Ericales; Ebenaceae
Product: 1-acyl-sn-glycerol-3-phosphate acyltransferase PLS1-like
Exons: 11
Coding region: 37-1176 (379 amino acids)
Cellular component (GO): endomembrane system
Molecular function (GO): 1-acylglycerol-3-phosphate O-acyltransferase activity
Source: RefSeq, a predicted model, not a curated record